AUGGAGCUCUCCUGCCAAACGCUGCGAACCACCUACCAGGCGAGGGAGGCGCGGCUACAUUUAGAUGCUGUUUACAGCAAUAAAGAGAAUAUUACAUUUGAUCUAGAGUUCUGUCUUAAUUCACAGGAUGAGAUGCGAACAGAAGCCCGUCGAAAAAAUCUCCUCAUUCUAAUUUUGCAUUAUUUAAUGGAGGAAGGGUAUGUCGAUGCUGCAAAUGCUUUGGAACAAGAGACAAAAUUAAGUUUACGUGGCUUUGAAGUUUGUGACAACAUUGAUCUUGAGACAAUUUUGAUGGAGUAUGAAAGCUAUUACUUCGUGAAAUUUCAAAAGUAUCCUAAAAUUACCAAAAAGGCCCUGGACACUGCAGAAAAUAAACAACAACUGAGAACUGGAGGAAGACCAAGAAGGGCAGCAAGCUCUUCUCAGAAUCUCCCAAGGCUCAAACAUCAGACAGCACAACGACCGUUGUCAAAAACUUCACCUGGGAGUACAACAGAAUUUAAAUCAUCCACCAAGGAGAGCCCCAAACAGAAUAAUGACAGUGCAGUUACUGUGGAGCAAUCUGACUUUGGCUUAAGUAUCUCAGCAAUCAACAAAACUGGAGGAGACAACACUCACCCAAGAAGGGGCCAAGUAAUUGACUUCCAUGGGACAAUUCAGGAUGCUGUCAAAGUAUCAUCAAAUGGAAUAGCCUUGAACAGCCUUAACUGUCAUCCAGAUCCAUCCGAACGAUUAUUGAAACCCCUUAGUGCUUUUAUUGGCAUGACUGGUGAGAUGAGAGAACUUGCAAUGGUUGUAAGCAAAGACAUUUAUCUCCAUAAUCCAAAUGUGAAGUGGGACAAUAUUAUUGGACUGGAUGCAGCUAAAAGGCUAGUCAAGGAAGCAGUUGUUUAUCCCAUAAAGUACCCCCAGCUGUUUACAGGCAUUCUGUCUCCUUGGAAAGGAUUAUUGCUGUAUGGACCACCAGGUACUGGAAAAACUUUGCUUGCUAAGGCUGUUGCCACAGAAUGCAGUACAACAUUUUUCAACAUAUCAGCAUCCACAAUUGUCAGCAAAUGGAGGGGUGAUUCGGAAAAGCUUGUCCGGGUGUUAUUUGAGCUUGCCCGGUACCACGCUCCUUCCACAAUUUUCUUGGAUGAGCUGGAGUCAGUUAUGAGUCAAAGAGGCACUGCUUCUGGUGGUGAACACGAAGGAAGUCGGCGGAUGAAAACAGAAUUACUGGUGCAGAUGGAUGGCUUGGCCCGAUCUGAUGAUCUUGUAUUUGUUUUAGCAGCUUCCAAUCUGCCAUGGGAGUUAGAUUCCGCCAUGCUGCGGCGGUUGGAGAAGAGGAUUUUGGUCGACCUCCCAAGUAAAGAGGCACGGCGGGUGAUGAUCCAGCACUGGCUGCCCCCUCUGAGCAACAGCGGAGGAGUGGAGCUGAGAACGGAUCUGGACUACAGCUUGCUGGGCCAGGAAACAGAUGGGUACUCCGGCUCAGACAUAAAACUGGUGUGCAAGGAAGCAGCCAUGAGACCACUGAGGAAAAUUUUCGAUGCUCUUGAAAAUCAUCAGCCAGGUAACAGUAACUUACCCGUGAUCCGAUUAGACACGAUCACAACAGCAGAUUUCCUGGAUGUGAUCGCCCACACCAAGCCAUCAGCAAAGAAUCUAAGCCAGAAGUACACAGCUUGGCAGAGAGAAUUUGAGUCAGUUUGAAAAGAAAAACCCCCAAAC
Gavia stellata (red-throated loon) is the source of this 1713-nucleotide messenger RNA. It is a transcript of the gene KATNAL2, whose product is annotated as katanin catalytic subunit A1 like 2. The transcript has 17 exons. Bases 1 to 1695 code for a protein of 564 amino acids. Lineage: Eukaryota; Metazoa; Chordata; Aves; Gaviiformes; Gaviidae. The record is from RefSeq and is a predicted model, not a curated record. Gene Ontology annotation, molecular function: ATP hydrolysis activity; protein binding; ATP binding.